Messenger RNA from Procambarus clarkii (red swamp crayfish), 1210 nucleotides. RefSeq lists its product as uncharacterized. Lineage: Eukaryota; Metazoa; Arthropoda; Malacostraca; Decapoda; Cambaridae. The record is from RefSeq and is a predicted model, not a curated record.
GCGUGAUCUUCCUUGUAAUGGUUCCGUUGUGCUGUCUUGCUCCCAACACAGCCCUGGAUGACGAUCGCUCUAUUACCAUAUCUUCAGCUAAGCCCAGGAUCACAGACAUGGCAACAGACUCAUCAAUAAACCAGGAUUCAACAGACGCUAAAGUUAGCAAUGGAUUCCCUGCACCAAACACACAAGACUCCAUCACAUCCACAACCCAAAACACAAAAAGCAGCCAUAACCUCAAAGAUUCUAUAAAUCUUCACGGCACCAUACGGCCAGACAAUCAAAACAUACACCGCUCACAAGACCCACUGAUAAUAAAAUGGUCAUUAGUGAGAGAGUCCGAUUUCGAAAACCAGGAAGCUGCAACAAACCAUGAUGAUCAGGCAUCGUUUGGAGAGAAGAAAAAGGAGGUAGUGAAGGUGUCGCAGAUAUCCACAGUGGGUUCAGUGGCAGACAUGGCCAGUAUCCUUAUAAAAGAUGCUAUGAUAUGUCUCUCUAGCAUCGAUGACUUUAAAGAUGACUUCGUUAUGUCCACACUACACAUGUCUUGGGAGGAUGCUGAUGAACAAUACCCACCGGGAACAGUUGAGGAACCCUUCUUGCCAGACUUGCCGGACGCAGGGUCUUACUCUCCCCUUGACUUCAACUACGAACUGGUAAGAAUAUACGGUCUGAUGCAGCACUACACUGUGGCCCUCGAGUUCCUCAGCCUUGACCAGUCCCUCUAUUCAAACGUCUCCGUCCAGCAGAUAGACCAAGUGGAUCGUAACCUGAACGUUCUUAUGCUCCACAUGAAGAACUUUAUUGGUGACCAAGGACUUCAACCCGACAACAAUACAACGGAGAAACUAGUGAAGAUGACUUAUGAAAGGGGUGAGGAGACUUCCAGGAAUAUGAGAGACUUCGAGAUCCUGCGUGACAUUAAGAAUGGCCUUCUACACCUCAACGUCGUCUUUAGUAGUUACAUAUGAAUUUUUUACACCAUUUGUUCCCCGGGCAAGGCUUAUUUUAUUUAUAUUUAUUUAUAUAUAUAUAUUUUAUAUAUGUAUAUAUUUUAUAUUAUAUAUAUAUGUAUAUAUUUGCAUCAAACUAUCAUCAUGUAUGUACACAAUCGACUUGAGAAUUUGAAUGAAAAAAUGCAUUACACCAUUAAAUGUAAUGAAACAACCCGUUCUCACACUAGGCUGUUUAAAGCAGCGCCCGUCCUUUCCAGACG